Molecule: messenger RNA, 2239 nt
Organism: Gaeumannomyces tritici R3-111a-1
Lineage: Eukaryota; Fungi; Ascomycota; Sordariomycetes; Magnaporthales; Magnaporthaceae
Exons: 3
Coding region: 705-1913 (402 amino acids)
Biological process (GO): regulation of ARF protein signal transduction; regulation of endocytosis
Cellular component (GO): Golgi membrane
Molecular function (GO): GTPase activator activity
Source: RefSeq, a predicted model, not a curated record
GGCCAAGAUUCCAACCCAAUAUGGCUGUCAAACACUGCAUCGGAGCUGACUGUUAAGCGAGAGAAGCUCGCCUGGCUGCUCGACGGAACCGAAUCUGAGUGAACGCGAACGAUAGGUUCAAGGUGCUCUCAACGGUGUCGAGUACCUGACGUUGUAUUACUCGAAAGAAGGGUUACAGUACGAAAGAUAUCAGACACCAACGAACAGGGAGGCUUGGCCGUAGGUCGCCAACGGAGGCAGAGCGGGAAAACUACAGGAGGCUGCGGCGUAGCUUUUUGCCCCACAUCAACCCCUGACUGGCGCCGCUGGCACGGUCAACCCGCCAAAGAUCCAGACCGCACGUUCCCCAUGGAACCCCUAAAAAAUACUUAGUACGUAUUAGAAACACUAAAUUCGCUGCGCCCACGUCUCCGUCUGACACAGGCUAGUCAGUCCCUUGAGUGGUUCCCACGCUGGCUAUUUCCAGGUACGGGGAAAGCACAGCGCACUCCUCCAGCGAGGCCAGCUUCACCAAUCGAAGUCGGGAACCCGCAGAGGAAACAAACGAAGACGGACGAACUAAGACGCUGCAGAAGACCGCAAGCUAGCGCUGGCCUGCGAGGAAAACAGACCCCGACGCCCCAACCUGUCCACCGCCACCCCGAAUCCAAACCUCCAAAGGCGGCGAGGACAGAUAGACGCACGACCUGCGACAUCUGGCCAAGAUGGCCUCCAAAGGCAUGUGGGAGGUCGACCCUGAGACUCGGUCCAAGCUCCUCGCCAUCCAAAAAGAGUCCAACAACAGCAUCUGCUGCGACUGCGGGGCGCCGUCCCCCCAGUGGGCGUCGCCCAAGUUCGGCGUCUUCAUCUGCCUCUCGUGCGCGGGCGUGCACCGGGGCCUGGGCGUGCAUAUCUCGUUCGUGCGGUCCAUCUCGAUGGACGCCUUCAAGGCGGCCGAGAUUGAGCGCAUGCGGCUCGGCGGCAACGCGCGCUGGCGCGACUUCUUCGAGAAGCACCCGGACACGGAGCUCAGGGGCAUCUCGUGGGACGACGCCACCAUCGCGGAGCGCUACAGCGGCGAGGCCGGCGAGGAGUACAAGGAGCGCCUGAGCGCGUCGGUCGAGGGGAGGGAGUACGUGCCCGGUGAGAAGAAGACGGCCGCCGCCGGCAAGGGCGGCAGCGCCGCGGCGGCGGCGUCGAGCGCGCCGCUGAGCGGGACCGCGGACAGGGGCGGCGGCUACAGGGACGACGUCAGCAGGUCCGCAAGUCCUAGCGGUGCCGGUGGCGGCGGCGGCGGCGGCGGGGUCGGGAACAAGACGCGGGUGGACGACAAAUACUUUGCCAAGCUCGGGGCGGACAACGCCUCGCGCUCCGAAGCCCUGCCGCCGAGCCAGGGCGGCAAGUACGCGGGGUUCGGCAACACGCCCAUGCCCCAGAGCAGUAACGGCGGCGGCUCCUCCCUUCCGUCCAUGAACGAGGUGCAGAGCAACCCGGUCGCCGCCCUGACCAAGGGCUUCGGCUGGUUCGCGUCCACGGUGACCAAGACGGCCACCACGGUCAACAGCACCUACAUCCAGCCCACGGCGAAGCAGAUCGCCGAGUCGGAUUUCGCAGCACAGGCACGCGCGACGGCGGGCACCGUCGGCAAGGUGGCACAGGUCGGUGCCAGGAGCGCCCAGGACAGGUUCAACCAGUUCGUCGAGGGCGGACCGGAUAGGAGCCAGUACCGCCAAGUGCCCAUCGACGACAGCCGCAAGGACUUUUGGGACGACUUUUCCGACAUUCCAGAGCAGCAGCAGCAGCAGCAGCAGCCCAAGAAGAGCAGUGCCAUCGGAACUGCCGCCAUGAGCAAGGGCGGUAGCGCCAGCACCGGGCCCGCGACCGGUGCCACAUCAAAGCCGGCCGCCAAGAAGGAUGAGUGGGAUGAUUGGUGAGCGAGGGGGCGGCUUGUUACAAGCGAGGCGGUCCGUUGGGCGGUUUGUCUGGUGAUUUUGUGCAUACUCGGUUUUCCUUUCUCUGCUCUACGUUUUUACGACGGCGCCGGUUGCUUCUCCGCCUCUUGGCAUACAUCAACUUGAAUAUCACGAGCGACAGGACAUGAAAAGGAUACUUGGUUGCGGCGGUGUUGGCUUGUGCUGUGUAUAGAGUAUAUACAUUGUACUUUUUCCAUUUUAGCGGAACUAUCGACUUUUUGAAUGUUUGACUUUUAUUUUGUUGGCUGUGAGGUUGUUUUGAAGUCUACGUUGUUACCAAAUGCUUU